This is a messenger RNA of Penicillium brevicompactum, 3288 nucleotides long. RefSeq names its product nuclear import receptor PSE1. The record is from RefSeq and is a predicted model, not a curated record. The transcript is spliced from 6 exons. The coding region runs from base 1 to 3288 and encodes 1095 amino acids. Gene Ontology annotation, cellular component: cytoplasm; nucleus. Gene Ontology annotation, biological process: protein import into nucleus. Lineage: Eukaryota; Fungi; Ascomycota; Eurotiomycetes; Eurotiales; Aspergillaceae. Gene Ontology annotation, molecular function: small GTPase binding; nuclear import signal receptor activity.
AUGUCCCUCCUUCCCCCAGAGGUGCACACCGCGCUUUCUCAGCUGCUCCGUGCUCUGAGUACUCCCGACAAUGCCGUCAGAUCCCAGGCCGAAGAUCAGCUUAACAAUGAUUGGGUUCAAAACCGGCCAGAUGUCCUCUUGAUGGGGUUGGCAGAACAGCUCGGAGGUGCAACAGACACAAUAACCCGAGCAUUCGCCGCUGUACUUUUCCGAAGAAUCGCCACAAAGACCCGCAAGGACCCUGCUUCAGGUGACGCCAAGGAGGUGUUCUCCAGCUUGCCCAACGAGCAACGAGUGGCCAUCCGCGAGAAGCUUGUGGCUUGUUUGAGCAGCGAGACCGUCAACGAUGUGCGCCGGAAGAUUGGUGACGCAUUGGCCGAGGUUGCUAGACAAUACACCGACAACGGUGAACAAUGGCCCGAACUCCUCGGCGUACUGUUCCAAGCAAGCCAGAGCCCCGACUCGGGUUUGCGGGAGACCGCAUACCGCGUUUUCACGACGACCCCGGGUAUCAUCGAAAGACAGCAUGAAGAGGCUGUUCUGGAAGUCUUCACAAAGGGAUUCAAAGACGAUAACAUCUCCGUCCGUAUCUCCGCCAUGGAGGCUUUCGCAUCUUUGUUCCGAUCGAUCUCCAAAAAGUCCCAGCCCAAGUUCUUCGGCCUCAUGCCCGAUCUUCUCAACAUUCUCCCACCCCUCAAGGAAGCCUCCGAGAGCGAGGAGCUCUCGUCAGCGCUUCUUGCAUUGAUUGAAUUGGCGGAAAUCAGCCCGAAGAUGUUCAAGGUCAUGUUCAACAACCUUGUGAAAUUCAGCAUCAGUGUUAUCGCCGACAAGGAGUUGACCGACCAAGUGCGCCAAAACGCCCUCGAGCUUAUGGCUACUUUUGCCGACUACGCUCCGAACAUGUGCAAGAAGGAGCCCGAAUUUGCUCAAGAAAUGGUCACUCAGUGCCUGAGCCUGAUGACCGAUGUUGGUGCUGAUGAUGACGACGCUGAAGAGUGGAACGCGUCCGAAGAUCUUGAACCCGAAGAGAGCGAUCUCAACCACAUUGCCGGUGAGCAAUGCAUGGAUCGUCUCGCCAACAAACUUGGCGGACAAGCUAUCCUUCAGCCUGCUUUCUCCUGGAUUCCCCGCAUGAUGUCGUCGACUAACUGGCGUGAUCGCCACGCCGCUCUGAUGGCCAUUUCCGCCAUCUCGGAGGGAUGUCGCGACCUCAUGGUCGGCGAACUGGAUCAAGUCCUGGCUCUUGUUGUUCCCGCUCUUCAAGAUACCCACCCUCGAGUUCGCUACGCAGGCUGCAACGCUCUCGGCCAGAUGAGCACCGACUUCGCCGGCACUAUGCAGGAAAAGUACCACGAGAUUGUGCUUACCAACAUUAUCCCUGUCCUCGCUUCUUCGGAGCCCCGCGUUCAGUCUCACGCCGCUGCUGCUUUGGUCAACUUCUGCGAGGAGGCCGAGCGCAGUACCCUGGAACCAUACCUUGGAAACCUCUUGAGCCACCUCCUCGAGCUCCUCCGCAGCCCCAAGCGUUAUCUUCAGGAGCAGGCUCUGUCUACCAUCGCCACCAUCGCCGACUCCGCCGAGGCAGCUUUCGAUCAGUACUACACUACACUGAUGCCUCUCCUGCUCAAUGUCCUCAAGGAGGAGCAAGGUAAGGAAUACCGCCUUCUGCGCGCCAAGGCUAUGGAGUGUGCUACCUUGAUCGCUCUCGCCGUCGGAAAGGAGAAGAUGGGACAAGAUGCCCUGAACCUUGUUCAAAUCCUUGGCACCAUCCAGCAAAACAUCGUCGAUGCCGAUGAUCCUCAGUCACAGUACCUCCUCCACUGUUGGGGCCGCAUGUGCCGUGUCUUGGGCCGCGAUUUCGUCCCGUACUUGCCUGGUGUAAUGCCUCCUCUUCUGACUGUGGCUGCCGCCAAGGCCGACAUCCAAUUGCUGGAUGACGAGGACCAGAUUGAACAGGUUGAGCAGGACGAGGGCUGGGAGCUUGUCCCUCUCAAGGGCAAGAUCAUCGGUAUCAAGACAAGUGCUCUUGAGGACAAGAACACCGCCAUUGAACUCAUCACCAUCUACGCCCAGAUCUUGGAGGAGAACUUCGAGCCUUAUGUCAUGGAGACCAUGGAGAAGAUUGCUGUCCCCGGUCUUGCAUUCUUCUUCCACGACCCCGUCCGCGUCUCUGCUGCUAAGCUGAUUCCCCAGCUUCUGAACUCUUACAAGAAGGCCCACGGCCAAACAUCACCAGGUUUCCUUGAGAUGUGGACCAAGGUUGCUGAGAAGAUCAUCGAAGUUUUGAGUGCUGAGCCCACCGUUGACACUUUGGCUGAGAUGUACCAGUGCUUCUACGAGUCAGUUGAGGUCGUUGGUAGAAACUCGCUCACCCCCCAGCACUUGCAGGCCUUCAUUGAGUCUGCCAAGUCAACCCUCGAGGACUACCAGAUGCGCGUGAAGCAGCGUUUGGAGGAGCAGGCUGAACUUGACGAUGGUGACGAGGAGAACCUGGACUUUGAGUACGCCAUUGAAGAUGACCAGAACUUGCUGAGCGAUAUGAACAAGGCCUUCCACACCAUUUUCAAGAACCAAGGAAACACCUUCCUGCCAACCUGGCAGCAACUGGUUCCAUUCUACGAUGCCUUCAUCACCAGCCAGGACCCCACGCAAAGGCAAUGGGCUCUCUGCAUUAUGGAUGACGUGCUUGAGUUCUGUGGUGAUGAAUCUUGGACCUACAAGGACCACAUCAUGCAACCUCUGGCAUCUGGUCUGCAGGACGAGAAUGCCGCUAACCGCCAGGCUGCCGCCUAUGGUGUCGGUGUGGCCGCACAAAAGGGUGGACUCCCAUGGAGUGACUUUGUGGCAGCUAGCCUUCCCAGUCUGUUCCAAAUUACACAGCACGCACAGUCUCGCACCGAGGAGAAUGUCUUUGCGACCGAGAACGCGUCCGCCAGUAUUGCCAAGAUCCUGCACUACAAUGCUUCCAAGGUCCAGGCCCCUCAGGAGGUUGUCGCCACCUGGGUCGAGACCUUGCCAAUUACAUACGACGAAGAGGCUGCUCCAUACGCCUACUCAUUCAUUGCACAGUUGAUUGAACAACAAAACCCUGCUAUCUUCGCCAAGGCUGACCGAGUUUUCGGCUUCAUCGUGCAGGCACUUGAGGCUGCUACCCUGCAAGGCCAGACUGCUGUGCGGGUGGCCGCAGCUGCCAAGCAGCUCGUAGCCGCGACCGGUGCAAACGCUGACCAGAUCUUGGCUUCUGUCGACCCGAACAACCAGGAGCGUGUACGCAAGUUCUUCCAAUAA